This is a messenger RNA of Candoia aspera, 1758 nucleotides long. RefSeq names its product fatty acyl-CoA reductase 2 (gene FAR2). Gene Ontology annotation, cellular component: peroxisome. NCBI's taxonomy places the organism in Eukaryota, Metazoa, Chordata, Lepidosauria, Squamata, Candoiidae. Gene Ontology annotation, molecular function: alcohol-forming very long-chain fatty acyl-CoA reductase (NADP+) activity. The record is from RefSeq and is a predicted model, not a curated record. Gene Ontology annotation, biological process: long-chain fatty-acyl-CoA metabolic process. The transcript has 13 exons. Bases 7 to 1758 code for a protein of 583 amino acids.
UUGGAAAUGAAGAGUACCAUGUCUUCGGUUGGCGCUUACUACAGGGGAAAGUCAGUCCUGGUGACAGGCGCCACUGGGUUUUUGGGCAAAGUCCUGGUCGAAAAGCUUCUCCACUCCUGCCACGAUGUGAAAGCUGUCUAUGUGCUUGUGCGGCCCAAGGAUGGCUGUUCCAUGCAAACUCGAGUGGAGAAUCUGCUGAAAUGCAAGGUGUUUGACAGAGUCCGCGAAGAAUGGCCCAGUUUCCAUGAGAAGGUUAAGCCCAUCAGUGCGGAGCUCACCCAGCCCAACCUGGCCAUCUCUUCUGAAGACACCAAGGAGCUGCUCUCUGAGGUCAACAUGAUCUUCCAUUGUGCUGCGACGGUUCGCUUUGACGAGCCCCUGAGGGAGGCCCUUCUCCUGAACGUCAUGGGCACCCAGCAGCUCCUGGCUCUGGCCCACCAGAUGAAGACUCUGGAAGCCCUCAUCCACGUUUCGACUGCCUACGCAAACUGUAACCGGAGGCACAUAGAGGAGGCCCUCUAUCCUGUUCCUGUGGAGCCAAAGAAGCUUUUGGACCUGGUGGCGUGGAUGGACGAGUCCAUCAUUGAAGCAAUCACCCCCAAGUUGAUUGGAGACUGGCCCAACACCUACACGUUCUCCAAAGCUCUGACCGAGCAUCUGAUUCAGCAGGAGAAAGGGGACUUGAAUGUUGCCAUCGUCCGACCCUCCAUCCUGGGAGCCAGUUGGCGGGAGCCCUUCCCAGGUUGGGUCGACAACUUCAAUGGCACAAGUGGCUUCCUUACUGCGGCUGCAAAAGGGAUUUUACAGGUUGUAAAAUGCAACACAGAUGCAGUAGCAGAUAUCAUCCCAGUAGACCUUGCUGUCAACUUAACCAUCACUGCUGGGUGGUACACUGCAGUUCAAAGACCCAAAUCACCACUGAUCUACAACUGUACCUCAGGUGGCCUCAACCCAUUUUGCUGGGGAGACUUGGAAAUUCAUGCGAGAAAUACAUUUGAAAAGAAUCCACUGGAGAAACCCUUCAGAGUACCUGAAGCCACCCUGACCUCGAGCUCCUUGGUCCAUCAGUACUGGAUAUUUGUCUGUCACACAACCCCUGCUUUUCUCUAUGAUGUGUAUCUGCGGCUGACUGGAAAGAAGCCACGGAUGAUGAAGCUUUUCAGUCGCUUGAACAAGACCAUGAGUCUUCUUGAAUAUUUUACUAGCCAUUCCUGGGAUUGGAGCUCCGACAAUACGAACACGUUAAUGAAAGAGCUCAGUCCAAAAGACAAAAACUUAUUCUGCUUUGACAUCUGUCAGCUGACUUGGUCAGAAUACAUACAAAAUUACUGCUUAGGAAUUAAGAAGUAUCUGCUGAAUGAAGACAUGGCUGGAAUUCCUGCAGCCAAACAGCAUCUCAGAAAGCUCAAGACCAUCCAGUAUGCCCUGAAGGCCACUCUGCUUGUGAUCCUCUGGCGCAUAUUCGUUGCAAAGUCAGAAAUGGCUCAGAAUGUAUGGUGUUUUGUAGUAAACCUCUGCGACAAGGUUCUUCGCGACUUUAGAGCUUCCAGCUUCCCUCAGUUCCCUUCUGUGUCUUUCCAGGAAAUCUUUUACUUUAUGCUCAAGACCAUUCAGUAUGCCCUGAAGGCCACUCUGCUUGUGACGCUCCGGCGCAUAUUCGUUGCAAGGUCAGAAAUGGCUCAGAAUGUGAGACAUUUCGUAGUAAACCUCUGCGACAAGCUUCCUUGCGACUUUAGAGCUUCCAGCGCCCGCGGGUAG